UUCUGCAUACUGUUGGUGCCCGUGGUACUGCUUGGGCUGGAAGCCAGGAAUGCUGCCUUCAGUGGCGCUGCUGGUCACAUCACUGAGGUGCCACAACGAGGGCCGACUCUCCGGCUCACACAAAACCUGGAGCGAAAUUCCAUGGGGAAUCGUCUUUCUCUUCGGCUCGGUACAAGUUGCUUCGAAGCUCGUCCAGACGUGCGAUCUUCUGGGGGAAAUCUUCAACCAUUUCGACAGGACGUUCUGGGUGCGGACAUCCCCGCUCGGGGUGCAGAUGAUACUCGCCACCAUGGCGUCCCUUCUGGCGGAGAUAACCGACAAGAGAAAACUCGUUCAAGGGAUGAUGCCCAUCGUCUCCAACAUUGCGACGUUUAAGAACAUGUACCCAACGUACUAUGCAAUCCCUGUCAUCGUUGGAGCCUUCAGCAAUCUCAUCAUGCCUGCGUCUGUGCCGCUAGUCAUCUUGCAUGAGGUGGCCAGAGUGUCCUUCCUGAAGCUGUUCAUCCUGGGCCUCCUGCUGAAAUUGCUCAUUAUCACGAUGGUCUUGAUCACCGUCAACUCGGCAGGAAAAAUGAUCUACGGCUUUGGCCAAGCAGCCAUUUAA
Messenger RNA from Ixodes scapularis (black-legged tick), 604 nucleotides. RefSeq lists its product as uncharacterized. Lineage: Eukaryota; Metazoa; Arthropoda; Arachnida; Ixodida; Ixodidae. The transcript has 5 exons. The record is from RefSeq and is a predicted model, not a curated record. The coding region runs from base 50 to 604 and encodes 184 amino acids.